AUGCCAGGAUUUUUUUUUCCCCACAACAACAUGACUGAAUUAAAUGGAAAAGACGACCGCAAGCUUGCAGAAGGCAAAAUCCAUAAAAAGAAGCAAAAGACUUUUGGUGCAGAUCUCAAAAAUUAUUUGAAGUGCAUGGUACCACAUAUUGAAUCUGGGAUCAAGACUUCCAACUCCAGAAAUGUCAUGCUUUCUGCAGAGGAAGUAAUACAGUGGUCCCAGUCUUUGGAAAAGCUCUUGGCCAGCCAAAGUGGUCAAGGUGUCUUUCGGGAGUUUCUGAAGUCAGAGUUCAGCGAAGAAAACAUUGAGUUCUGGUUGGCUUGUGAGGAUUACAAGAAAACGAAGUCUGAUCACUUGCAUGGCAAAGCAGAGAGGAUUUAUGAGGAGUUUGUUCAGUCAGAUGCUAUUAAACAGAUCAAUAUUGACUAUCAGAUGAGGGAAGCAACAGCCAAAAGGGCUCAAGACCCCACUCACACAAGUUUUGAUGAAGCCCAGAAAACCGUGUACAUCCUCAUGGAAAGGGAUUCAUAUCCCAGAUUUUUGAAAUCCAAGGCCUACCUGAACCUUUUGAACCAGCUGCAAACCAACACUUCAUUUUGAAGUGUCUGAGGCAGUGAAGAGCCAAGUAGACUCUGCAU
Molecule: messenger RNA, 638 nt
Organism: Gavia stellata (red-throated loon)
Lineage: Eukaryota; Metazoa; Chordata; Aves; Gaviiformes; Gaviidae
Gene: RGS1
Product: regulator of G protein signaling 1
Exons: 5
Coding region: 1-600 (199 amino acids)
Source: RefSeq, a predicted model, not a curated record